CCAGCGGUUGCAGCUGCGGCGGAUCCCUAGGCACUGCCUGCCGUUGUGCCCGGGAAGCCCAGGGCCGGCAGCAGCUCCGCAAAGUCGUGGAGCUAGAGGAGGCCGAGCGCCUGCAAAGUGCUCGGGCUCAGGGCUGGGACUGGACUAGGAGAGGUGUGCCCAGGGAGCCUGGAUCUCGGCGCCCUUCGGCCUCGCGUGGAGCGGUGGGUGCAGCCGGGAGGCGUGCUGUCGCUCUGGAAAGAGAAAUCAAAUUACAGCCUCCCCUAAGAGGCCAAGUUACGCAGGCGAACCGGUUCCCGGAGAGCGUUCGAGAGCGCGCAUAGAUAGAACCGCGCAGUGCCGCAGAGCCCUCCCGGGCCAGCCGGCCGGGAGCGGGGUGCCGUCCCAUAAGCAGCGGCCCCCGGGAGCAGGUUUCGUCCGGGAGUGCGCCGGGUGCAGAGAGGGGGCGUGCAAAGCUCCGCCGGCUCGCCAGCCUGCCUGCAGCCCGCGCCCGACUUGGGCGCCCCUUCCGUCCCACUCUGGGAGCGAUGCCCCCCGCUCCUCGCGCCCCCUGGGAACGACGCGAGCAUGGAGAAGUCGAGUAGCGAGGAUUCUUCGAUUCACCGGAGUCCAUCUUUGGACAGCAAGGACUCGGACUUUGGCAAGCCGUCCACCUCCGGUCGUCCGUUUGGCCGCGGCUUCACGGCCGGCGCCUUCUACGGCACCGCGGGCUCCCGGGGCCAGAGCCGCGCGGAGGCCGGCGUUAAGACCGACAAGUACAAUGCACCCAAAGGCAGCAAGUACGUGGUGUUUUACCUGGACCUGUCCUUUGUGUUCCUCCUAGAAUUUAAGAAGUGCAACAUGGCCAGGGGCUGCCUCUGCUGCUUGAAGUACAUGAUGUUCCUCUUCAAUUUGAUAUUCUGGCUCUGUGGCUGCGGGCUGCUUGGAGUGGGCAUCUGGCUCUCCGUGUCCCAAGGCAACUUUGCCACCUUCUCCCCCAGCUUCCCCUCGCUGUCUGCAGCCAACCUAGUCAUUGCCAUAGGAACCAUUGUCAUGGUGACCGGCUUCCUCGGCUGUCUGGGGGCCAUCAAGGAAAACAAGUGCCUCCUCCUCAGUUUUUUCAUCGUCCUGUUGAUCAUCCUGCUUGCAGAGUUGAUUUUGCUCAUCCUCUUCUUUGUCUACAUGGACAAGGUGAACGAGAACGCCAAGAAGGACCUGAAGGAAGGGCUGCRGCUGUACAACACCGAGAACAACGUGGGGCUCAAGAACGCCUGGAACAUCAUCCAGGCCGAGAUGCACUGCUGUGGGGUCACUGACUACACGGACUGGUACCCAGUCCUGGGGGAGAACACAGUUCCCGACCGCUGCUGCAUGGAGAACUCCCAGGGCUGUGGGCGAAAUGCCACCACGCCCCUGUGGAAAACGGGCUGCUACGAAAAAGUGAAGAUGUGGUUUGAUGAGAAUAAGCACGUGCUGGGCACCGUGGGGAUGUGCAUCCUCAUUAUGCAGAUCUUGGGCAUGGCCUUCUCCAUGACCCUGUUCCAGCACAUCCACCGGACGGGUAAAAAAUAUGAUGCGUGAGCGGGCUGGCGGGGGCGCCCAGUCCCACCCGGAUGCUGUGCCAGGGAAGAGGAUCUGAACUUCGUCCCCUGCCUGUGCCCUCCAGACUGCCAUCCCUGCCCCACCUCCCCAGUCUGCCCUCCCCCUGCCCACCCACCUCAGCCUCAGACUUCUCCGAGGGCGGAGGGCCCAGUGGGAGGCAGCACGCAGAGACCUUGGGGCACUGGACACCUGGAUUCCUGCACCUGCGAUUUGCCAAAGACGACAGGGUGGGCUGGGGGACGCCAAGGAGGAAGUCUCCAGCACUGAUGGGUUCCUACCUGCUGCCUUCCUCACACUGACACUUUGUCCCCAGGUGGGGUGGGGAGCAGAGUGUCCCCCCCCCCCCCCCCGGGGGAGAGUCUGCCCCUGCGGAGGCCACUGCCGUCCAUACCGCCCAGCCGGAGAGCUGGCCAGGGCGGGUCCGACCGCCGCCCGCUGGAGCAUCUUGCCCAGGCUUUUUAUACCUUACAGCGUAACUUUUUUAUUUUAUUUUACUCUGAUUACGAUUAUUCAGGAAUAUUAUCUCUCAGAUAAGUUUAGGGUUAGCUUU
Urocitellus parryii (Arctic ground squirrel) is the source of this 2131-nucleotide messenger RNA. RefSeq names its product tetraspanin 9 (gene Tspan9). The record is from RefSeq and is a predicted model, not a curated record. Lineage: Eukaryota; Metazoa; Chordata; Mammalia; Rodentia; Sciuridae. Gene Ontology annotation, cellular component: plasma membrane.